AUGACAGUGAAGAUCAGCUCAUACCUGGGUACUACGCAGCAAGUUCACACCUGCACCUUGGAGCCUCAGUCUUCAAACUCCACGGAGUUUUCUGGGUGGUCCCAGUCAGAGCUGUGUCAGGCUUUUUCUCGUGUCUUGCUUGAUGUGGAAAAGACAGAUGGGGAAGACAUGGAUGUGGAAGAUGUUGCUGACCCAAACCUCUACAGUGACUAUGUGAAGGACAUCUACAAAUAUCUGAGACACCUUGAGGAAAAUCAGUCUGUCAGACCCAAAUAUCUGACCAGCCAGGAAAUUGAUGAGAACAUGCGUGCUAUGACAGUAGACUGGCUUGUGCAAGUGCAUCUGAAAUUCAGACUCCAGGAGGAGACCCUGUACAUGGCAGUUGCCAUCCUUGAUCGCUACCUGCAGGACAAUUCUGUUCCCAAAAAUAUGUUGCAGCUGGUUGCUGUCACAGCUAUGUUUGUUGCCAGCAAAUAUGAAGAGGUGCUUCCCCCCUGUACUAGAGACUUUGCCUAUGUAACUGAUAACACUUACACAAAGCUCCAAAUCUGCCAGAUGGAGACAAAGAUCUUGCGAGCCCUGGACUUUGGUUUGGGUUGCCCACUCCCUCCACACUUCCUAAGGAGGGCUUCAAAGAUUGCAAAGGUGAACUUCAAACAGCACAUUCUGGCCAACUACCUGAUGGAGUUGUCCAUUGUAGACUAUGAUAUGGUGCAUUUCCCUCCAUCCAAGACUGCAGCUGCUGCUUUCUGUUUGGCUCUGAAACUCCUCAAUGGAUGCAAGUGGACACCAGUUCUGCAGCACUGCACGUCUUACACCGAGAGUGACCUUCUCCCAGUCAUGCAGCACAUAGCGAAGAACGUCAUUCUUGUGAAUGAAGGCAAAGUCAAGGAGAUGGCCAUCAAGAUGAAAUAUGCCAGCAGCAAAAACAUGAGGAUAAGCACCAUUAAGCAGCUGAACUGUUCUAUGAUACAGAAUCUAGGCCAACCUCUGAUUAGCAAGCUGUGA
This is a messenger RNA of Chaetura pelagica (chimney swift), 1008 nucleotides long. It is a transcript of the gene CCNB1, whose product is annotated as cyclin B1. The record is from RefSeq and is a predicted model, not a curated record. Gene Ontology annotation, cellular component: cytoplasm; mitochondrial matrix; nucleus. Gene Ontology annotation, molecular function: cyclin-dependent protein serine/threonine kinase regulator activity. Gene Ontology annotation, biological process: regulation of cyclin-dependent protein serine/threonine kinase activity; mitotic metaphase chromosome alignment; mitotic cell cycle phase transition. The transcript has 7 exons. Bases 1 to 1008 code for a protein of 335 amino acids. NCBI's taxonomy places the organism in Eukaryota, Metazoa, Chordata, Aves, Apodiformes, Apodidae.